UACUUGGCAUUUGGUAAAUCUGGACUAAUAUAUUUUUAAUAAAAUAUAUUCAUGUUUUUCUUUUUUCUAUGUUUUAUAAGUGUGUAUUUAAGGCUCCUGAGUCACUACAGCCAUACUGAAUCGUUACAUCAGAAGAAAUAGAAUAUUAGAAGAGAAUAAUAUUUAUACAAUAUCUAUAAAGUAGCUACGUUUAAAAAAAUGAAGCUGUGUAAAUAAUUUAUACUUGAACGAGAAACGAUUUGCAUUUCCGUUCCUCAGUGUCUUUAUAAACAGUAUAUUUGUUUUGAUAUCCCUAAGAAGCUUGAUUUUGUUUUUCUGUCUUGCUUGUAAGAUUUUAUCGACCAGUUAUAUCAACCAGAGAAGCACCUUGGACGUGAGUUAUUUGUCUCUUUAAAACAUUUUUCUAUUAACAGUGUUUUAUAGAGGUACAAAAGUGUGUUCAAUCAUGCAAUAACCUACUGUCGACCUUCAAAUUUGACGCUAAUAUCCACAUACUUGCUCGAUUGCGCAAACAUGGCAAUUUGGUUCUCGAUUUCUUUUGUCGUUAGCUGUCUUCAAAAUCUUUAAAGAUUUUUCGUCUAUAGACAUACGAGACUUGUGUUAUAUAUGAUGUACUAUUUUUUAGAACAGCAGUUUUAUUGAUCAACUAGAAUUUCGUCACAAAAGAGGGUCAUCAUGGAUAUUCGAUGCAAAUUAAAUAGAAUACCAUCAUAGGACUUACAAGGAGUCAGUUUUGUUCAACAGCGCUGAUGCGAAAUAUGCAAAUUCUAGAAAAACAGUUUAAUCUGUUUUUAAAAAAAAUUUUGUUGCAGAAGAUCAUAUCAUGGGACUUCGUCGCAGAAGAGAAUCAUCAGGGGAUUUGAUCAUACAAGAUCAUCAUAAAAUUCCAUUGCAGAAGAGCCACUAUUGUGAAAGAUCAUCGUGGGAUUUUGCCGCAGAAGAUGAUUAUCGUGGGAUCUUAUUGCAAAAAAGGAUCACAUGACAAGAUUAUCUUAGGAUUCCAUUAUAGAAGAGAACCAUCGUGGAAGUUAAUCGUGGGGCCUUUUCGCAGAAGAGGAUCAUCUCCCUCCCGUGUGACCUCUUUGCGGAAGAGAAUCAUGGGAUUUCGUAAUACAAGAUCAUCAUAGGAUUCCAUUUGCAGAAGAGGACCAUCGUGGAAAUUAUCGUGGGGCCUUUUAGCAGAAGAAGAUCAUCGUGGGACUUCGUCGUAGAAAAGGAUCAUGUCUCGUGAGAUCUCGUUGCAGAACAGAAUCAUCAUGGGAUUUUGCAAUACAAGAUCGUUAUAGGAUUCCAUUGCAGAAGAGGACCAUCGUGGAAGAUCAUCGUGGAAGAUCAUCGUGGGGCUUUCUUGCAGAAGAGGAUCAUCGUGGGACUUCAUCGUAGAAGAGGAUCAUCGUGAGACCUUGUUGCAGAAGAGAAUCAUCAUGGGAUUUCGUCAUAUAAGAUCAUCAUAGGAUUCCAUUUGCAGAAGAGGACCAUCGUGGAGAUCAUCGUGGGGCCUUUUAGCAGAAGAAGAUCAUCUCUCAAGAGGACCAUCGUGGGGCCUUUUAGCAGAAGAGGAUCAUCGUGGGACUUCGUCGCAGAAGAGGAUCAUCUCUCGUGAGACCUUGUAGAAGAGAAUCAUGGGAUUUUGUCAUCCAAGAUCAUCAUAGGAUUCCAUUGUAGAAGAGGAUCAUCGUGGAAGAUCAUCGUGGAAGAUCAAAUCAUCGUGGAAGAUCAUCGUGGAAGAUCAGAUCAUCGUGGAAGAUCAUCGUGGGGAUUUCUCGCAGAAGAGGAUCAUUGUGGGACUUUGUUGCAGAAGAGAAUCAUCUCUCGUGAGACCUUGUUGCAGAAGAGAAUCAUCAUGGAAUUUCGUAAUACAAGAUUAUCAUAGGAUUCCAUUUGCAGAAGAGGACCAUCGUGGGGCCUUUUAGCAGAAGAGGAUCAUCGUGGGACUUCGUCGCAGAAGAGGAUCAUCUCUCGUGAGACCUUGUAGAAGAGAAUCAUCAUGGGAUUUUGUCAUCCAAGAUCAUUAUAGGAUUCCAUUGUAGAAGAGGAUCAUCGUGGAAGAUCAUCGUGGAAGAUCAGAUCAUCGUGGAAGAUCAUCGUGGGGAUUUCUCGCAGAAGAGGAUCAUUGUGGGACUUUCUCGUAGAAGAGGAUCGUCGUGGGACUUUGUCGCAGAAGAGGAUUAUCAUGGGAUUUUGUCAUCCAAGAUCAUUGUGGCGACUCUUAUCAGUCGCACUAACGAAAACCCACCGAGAAGCUACCUUUCGUCAAGCGCUCGGGGGGAACAUCCAAGCGCCUGUAGCACGCGACCGCACGCAAAUACUGCGCGACGCGCAACUACCGCGGUACGCCCACCAGAGGGCUAGCGCCGAUAAUGUUAUCGCGUGCGAAGAAUCGGUCCAGAGCCCUUAUAGAUAAGGCGCCGAACCGAUCAACCGGCACCGAGCAGCGGCAUGCAGGGCUAUUCCUCCCAGCAAUUUUUAACGCAGCUACGGUCUACCGAGCAACAGCAGCUACCGCCGCUAUCGCAGCUACAGCAGCUAUCGCAGCCUCUGCCGCAGCAGCCACCGCAGCCUCGACAGCAGCAGCCAUCGCAGCCUCAGCCGCAGCAGCCAUCGCAGCCUCAGCCGCAGCAGCCAUCGCAGCCUCGACAGCAGCAGCCAUCGCAGCCUCAGCAUCAGCGGACAGCGCAGCCUCCGCAGCGGCAGCCGCCGCAGCAGCCAGCCCGGCAGAGAGGAGCCUCGCUGAUCCAGCGUCUACGACAGCAGCUCCUGCGCCGCCGUCGACUACAAGCGACGACACCCAGGAUCCGGCCAGUGGAGGCAACCGGAUUGCUCCGGCGCCCACCAAGACGGCAACACCAGCUGGGCAACGCAUCGCAGUCUCCGCCCGAGUCGUCGAUACAGUCGACCGGUCAGCAGGGACCAGAGCCGACCUCCGUGCGAAAGGUGACCCUCCAGCUUGCCGCCUGGAAGUUGCACCGGCUGGACAUACCGCCGCCUGCCAGGACUAGGCCACCGAGGUACUGCCUAUACCCGUGGGACCUCAGAGUGCGCCGGUACACCUCGCCACGAUACUUGCAGGCGCCUCCACCAGCGGGACAACAGGAGCCGUCCUCUGGAUCCGAGUGGGAGACCACCAACCAACCCGGAGACGAGAACGCGAACUACUGGGGCCCGGUAAAGAGGACCGCGACACAGCCCUCGCUCACUUACUGCGAGCGAGUAAGUGCGAAGCGGCGCACCACCAAGUGGACGCAUACGCAGCCACCGCUCACCUACAAGGAUCGAAGCCCCUCUAAGUGAGGAGGAAGCCCAACGGCCCUUUUCAGGGCCACCAUAAAAUACCAAGACCUACCAUCUUUGUAUAUAUCUGUACAUAGCUAUAAUAAACGUGUACAUAAAUUAUAUACAGAGUCACGACUUCAACCUCUCUCUUGCAAUCCCUGGUGCCGCACCGACAGAGGCCGACAGCGACGGCCGGUCGGUGACUCAUCUUACAUCUACCAGUAGCGGGUAGACAUAACCGUAUACGCUAAGCGCAUCGCUACAACUGGUGACCCCGACGUGAUCGGCAGUACCAAGCAAGGGAGAGAUAUACAACAUGA
This is a messenger RNA of Cyphomyrmex costatus, 3593 nucleotides long. Its product is annotated as mediator of RNA polymerase II transcription subunit 15-like. The record is from RefSeq and is a predicted model, not a curated record. NCBI's taxonomy places the organism in Eukaryota, Metazoa, Arthropoda, Insecta, Hymenoptera, Formicidae. The coding region runs from base 2440 to 3291 and encodes 283 amino acids. The transcript is spliced from 3 exons.